Molecule: messenger RNA, 1788 nt
Organism: Piliocolobus tephrosceles (Ugandan red Colobus)
Lineage: Eukaryota; Metazoa; Chordata; Mammalia; Primates; Cercopithecidae
Gene: METTL2A
Product: methyltransferase 2A, tRNA N3-cytidine
Exons: 9
Coding region: 32-1171 (379 amino acids)
Molecular function (GO): tRNA (cytidine-N3)-methyltransferase activity
Source: RefSeq, a predicted model, not a curated record
CCGAAAGUUAAGUGUUUCCGGCUCCGGUGUCAUGGCCGGCUCCUACCCUGAAGGUGCGCCUGUAGUCCUCGCCGAUAAGAGGCAGCAAUUUGGGAACCGGUUCCUGAGCGAUCCGGCGCGUGUCUUCCACCACAAUGCCUGGGACAAUGUGGAGUGGUCGGAAGAGCAAGCCGCAGCGGCGGAGAGAAAAGUCCAGGAGAACAGUACCCAGCGGGUGUGCCAGGAGAAACAAGUUGAUUAUGAGAUCAAUGCCCACAAAUACUGGAAUAACUUCUACAAAAUCCAUGAAAAUGGGUUUUUCAAGGAUAGACAUUGGCUUUUUACCGAAUUCCCUGAGCUGGCACCUAGCCAAAAUCAAAAUCAUUUGAAGGAUUGGUUCUUGGAGAACAAGAGGAGUGAAGUACCUGAAUGUAGAAACAAUGAGGAUGGACCUAGUUUAAUAAUGGAAGAACAGCACAAGUGUUCUUCGAAGAGCCUUGAACAUAAAACAGAGACACCUCCUGUGGAGGAGAAUGUAACUCAGAAAAUUAGUGACCUGGAAAUUUGUGCUGAAGAGUUUCCUGGAUCCUCAGCCACCUACCGAAUACUGGAGGUUGGUUGUGGUGUGGGAAACACAGUCUUUCCAAUUUUACAAACGAACAAUGACCCAGGACUCUUUGUUUACUGCUGUGAUUUUUCUUCCACAGCUAUAGAACUGGUCCAGACAAAUCCAGAAUAUGAUCCUUCACGGUGUUUUGCCUUUGUUCACGACCUGUGUGAUGAAGAGAAGAGUUACCCAGUGCCCAAGGGCAGUCUUGAUAUUAUCAUUCUCAUAUUUGUUCUUUCAGCGAUUGUUCCAGACAAGAUGCAGAAGGCUAUCAACAGGCUGAGCAGGCUUCUGAAACCUGGGGGGAUGAUGCUUCUGCGAGAUUACGGCCGCUAUGACAUGGCUCAGCUUCGGUUUAAAAAAGGUCAGUGUCUAUCUGGAAAUUUCUACGUGAGAGGUGAUGGAACCAGGGUUUACUUCUUCACACAAGAGGAGCUGGACACGCUUUUCACCACUGCUGGACUGGAAAAGGUUCAGAACCUGGUGGACCGCCGACUGCAGGUGAACCGAGGGAAGCAACUGACAAUGUACCGGGUUUGGAUUCAGUGCAAAUACUGCAAGCCCCUUCUGUCCAGCACCAGCUGAGAGGCACCUGCUGCCAAGACGAUGCAAGCUCAUUGUGUUUCCGGGCUUUUUUAAAAAACCGUGUAGCACCAGGCAUGGUGGUGCAUGUCUGUAAUCCCAGCCACUCAGGAGGCUGAGGCGGGGAGGAUCCAUUUAGCCCAGGAGUCCAGCCUGGGCAAAAUAGUGAGACCCAGUAUCUGAAAGUAAUCAUAAAAAUAAAAAGAAUAUAAAUGAAGUCUUGUUGACGUUGGACAAUUCAGGAAUUCAGACUUGAACCUUAAACCUAGGAAAAGUCACUUUGUAUCAGGAUUCUAACAGUUAUGCUUUAUAUUUGUGAAGUCCUUUAAAACAUAAUUUUCUCAAGUUAUUUCUUUGAGAUCUCAAUCUGUCUUAGCAUUUUGUAACUAAUAACUGAAAUUUUAUUCAAAGGAACUGUAAACCUUAAAACACCAAUUUAUUUCCAUGUGAAAAAGUGUUACAUAUGACAAGUGUUUUUUGACUCAAAGUGCGUUAAAUCUUUUGAAAGUGUAAAUGCCGGGCUAGGGCAACUGCAGUUAAUACUUACAGAAGUUAGUGAAGGGCUCAUUAAGUUGUAGGGGAAGCAAGCUGGGAAGAAUCAGAUCAGAUGUUCUCCUGAC